Megalobrama amblycephala (Wuchang bream) is the source of this 7522-nucleotide messenger RNA. RefSeq lists its product as uncharacterized. The record is from RefSeq and is a predicted model, not a curated record. Gene Ontology annotation, molecular function: protein binding; GTP binding. NCBI's taxonomy places the organism in Eukaryota, Metazoa, Chordata, Actinopteri, Cypriniformes, Xenocyprididae.
UUUUUACGACUUUUAUCUCAUAAUUCGGACCUUUGGUUCUCAGAAUUAUGAUAUAUGAGAUGAGUUAUGAAGUCAGAAGUGUGAGAUAUAAACUCAGUUCAGUUCUCGUCCAGUUCAGUUGAACAGUAAUGAACUAAGCUGUUUUCAGUCCGUCAUUAAACAAGAGAAGAAGAAGAAGAAUCGAAACUGAAAGUUUGCCUUCAUCUUCAGAGAAGACGCCAUUUUCAGACUAGCGAAAACCAAAACAGUUUCCAUCCUAACUACUGGUGAGAAAGAGUGUCUCUGACAUCUGCACCUUGAAUGAGAUGGAAAUAUCAAAUGCUGAAGAUGUCGUACAACCCCUUAAGCCUAUGCUGGUGGCAACAAAUAUCAUGUGUGAGGAGAGGACCCCAACAGUUUCUAUCAUUGCUCCGCUUCACACCCAACUAUUGAGUGACAUGAGCAGCACUGCUAAGGACUCCCCUCUUAUCAAAGAGUUAAAGAAUGCCAUCUACCAAGACCUCUCAAAGAGAUACAGUUCUUCAGAGGAGAAAAGCAACCUCUACAUUUCGUCAGCCUUAGACCCGAGGUUUAAAUCUCUGCUCUUCCUAUCACCAGAGGACAUGCAUGAGACAUUUACCAAAGUGGUGUCAAAGGCAGCUGCUCUUAAGGAGUCUGCAGACUUGAUGGACAAAAGAUUUCAGAGCACUCCUCCUCCUGACCAGGAAGGAAUGUAUGCUGCUGUUGAUUAAAUGAUAGACUACAGUGAUCCUGGAAAAGAUAUUUCCACUGCACACUGCCCAAAGUGGAGGAAAUCUGCGCUUGCUGAUCUCCUUGGGCAGACGUUCAACAGCAGUAAUACUAGUACGUCCAUGCCUUCAGCUGCCACCAUAGCUGAACAAGAGAUGAAGCGAUACCAAGAGGCUCCAGCUUUACCACGGACAGAUGAUCCAUUGCAAUGGUGGAAAUCUCAGGUUCAUGGGUACCCUCUCCUCUCCAAGCUGGCACAAAGUCAUGGCAUCAAAACCCAUUGAAGUGGCAGCUCUGGGAAGACCUCUGUAUCCUGGUAUGCUGUAUGACUGCCGCAGUGAUACCUUCAUUCCAGGUGUUACUCUGUGGGAUAAGAAAUCAUUGAGUGAAGAUUUGGACAGGCGUUUACAGCUCAUGACAGAUUUGAAGUUCAGUAGCUCCGACUCUCUCUCUAGUAAGUCCAGUGUCCUGGAUGUAAGUGCUUCCCUGAAGGCCAGCUUCUUGGGAGGGCUGGUGGAGGUGGGAGGAUCUGCCAAGUUUCUGCAUGACACCAAAUCCUCAAAUCAACAGUCCAGAGUUACAAUGUAUUACAAAGAAACCACAAGAUUUGAACAGCUCACCAUGACUCAUCUGGGCCAGAUCACCUACCCUCAGGUGUUUGAGCAGAAAACUGCAACUCAUGUGGUCACGGCUGUACUAUACGGAGCUCAGGCUGUCAUGGUGUUUGAUCGGACAUUUUCAGAAGAGGAAAACAAGCAGGAGAUUGAGGGAGAACUGAAUAUCAUGGUCAAGAAGAUUCCUCUAUUUUCCAUUGAGGGAAAGGGAGAUGUAGAUAUGACAGAUGGGGAUAAGAAAGUGACUGAGAGAAUCUCCUGCACAUUUUAUGGUGACUUCCGCCUUGAGCAGAGCCCCACCACUUACAUGGAGGCCCUGGAGGUGUACAAGACGCUCCCCACUAUCCUGAAGGAGAAUCCACAGAAUGCAGUUCCAGUAAAAGUCUGGCUCUAUCCUCUCUCUCUUCUGGAUUCAAAAGCAGCUCAGUUGGAGAGAGGAAUCACCACACGUCUGGUUUCCAACACUGAAGAUAUAAUAGAGGGGCUGUUUGAGGCAGAGAGGACAUGCAACGAUCUCUCUGGAGAAAAACUGGUAAAUGUUUUCAGAGACGUCAAAGAGAGGCUGCGCUUAUUUCAGGGCUCUCUUAACAUUUACAAAAUGGUGUUCCUAAAGGCAGUGGCCAAGGUCUUGCCUGCUAUACGAGGAGGAGGGAUGGACGAGAAGUCGCUGGAAGACAUCCUGAAGAUCCACUACAGCUCCCCUUUUAAUGCUGACAUGCUUAACCAGUGGUUAGAUGAUGCCAAGUCUGAACUUAACCUCUUAAGUUCUCACACCAUAAUGCUGGAGGGAAUCAAAAUUGAAGACUCAAACCAUCUCAACACCAUCCUGCUUAAUUCUGAUAUUGAUGUUGUGGUGUGCCUUACCUUCACAUCUCUGAAGUAUGACCUCUAUCCUUCAAUCCUGAAGGAGUUUCUGGAAUCUGACAAGUUUAAAGAGCUAGAUGGGGAACAAAACAUGGUUUCUGUGGCAAAUGUCAAAAAGUGGUCCAACGAUCCUGAUGUUGUCUCAAAGAUGAGAGAGAACUUGCAUCUUUUCAAAAGUUUUUCAGAGGCUAACAAUGAUGAAAAGAGAUACAGAUUCAUUAUUUCUGCCAUCUCCGAUCCAUCCAGUCCAGGCUCCUCCAUCUAUCUGUAUGAAAAGGAGCUGACAGACACACAGUUCCAGCCCGUGUCGAAGCCUCCCCCACCAGAAGUGAAGGAAAUGAAGGAGCGCAGUGUGUCCCUGAAACUGCAGAAGUCCCCGACUGGAGAAACUGUGCAGUACAGAGUGGAGUACCAGCAGGUGAAAGAGGAAGAGUGGCUUGUCAAAAACACACCUGAUGAAGACUUUACUCUGACUGGAUUGGAGUUAGGAAAGCAGUACUUGAUCCGCUACAGGAUUGUGGGUAAAGUGGGAGUGAGUGAAGCCAGUAACACUAUCGGCCCCAUAACAGAGUUGGAAAAAAGCAAAACCAUGGGAAAAGACCACAGUGAUGGAAAGAGCUUAAGGGUUACACAUGAUAUAAAGAACAACUGGAGCAGUAAAAUGGCUGAUGGAAGCAAUGAAAACCUGCCCAUGUUUAAACUUCUCCUGUCUGAAACAUGGAAGAACAGAGAUGGAUUCUGCAGAAGAAGCACGUUUGGGAAAGAAAACGUCACAAAAGAGAACAAGACCAUCAUGAUGAUCGGAGCCACGGGUUCAGGAAAAACCACUCUAAUUAACAGCAUGAUCAACUACAUUCUGGGAGUGAAAUGGGAAGAUGACUUCCGGUUUGUGCUGAUAGAUGAAGGGAAGCAGAAAUCCCAGGCUGAAAGUCAGACUUCAGAGAUCACGGCAUAUCAAAUCAAUCACAUGUAUGGUUUCCAGGUCCCUUAUUCUCUGACCAUAGUGGACACACCAGGAUUCGGUGAUACCAGAGGAAUCUCACAUGACCAGAAGAUCACAAAGCAGAUUCAGGAGUUCUUCUCUAAUCCAGGAGGGAUCGACCGCAUUGAUGCCGUGUGUUUUGUAGUCCAGGCUUCACUUGCCCGUCUGUCACACACACAGAAAUACAUCUUUGACUCCAUUCUCUCCAUAUUUGGGAAGGAUAUUGCUGAAAACAUCCUUGUGCUGGUCACCUUUGCAGAUGGGAAAACACCUCCUGUUCUCGAGGCCAUCAAAGUCUCUGGCGUGCCCUGCUCCACCAAUGAGUCUGGAGAGCCUCUUCACUUCAAGUUCAACAACUCUGCUGUGUUUGCUAACAAUAAUCAGUCUGCAGGGGAUGAGGAUGAGGACUCUGACUGUGAAAACUUUGACCAAAUGUUCUGGAAGAUGGGAUUUUCUAGCAUGAAAAAAUUCUUCACAUCCCUUAACACGAUGGAAACCAAGAGCUUGUCUCUGACACAGGAGGUCCUGAAAGAGCGACAGCAGCUGGAAGUACUUGUGGAAGGCCUUCAGCCCCAAAUCAAUGCUGGUCUGACAAAACUGGAUGAAAUCAAGAAGACAAGAGCAGCUCUGGAGCAGCACAAGGCUGAGAUGGAGGCAAACAAGGAUUUUGAGUAUGAAGUAGAAGUAACUGUCCCAAAAGAGAUCAGAAACAACACUGGCUACUACUUAUCCAAUUGCCAGAAGUGUCACUUCACAUGUCAUGAAACAUGCCAAAUUGCAAAUGACAGUGAAAGAUAUAAGUGCAAUGCCAUGAAAGAUGGAAAGUGUACGGUGUGUCCAGGAAAGUGUGCUUGGAAUGUGCACUUCAAUCAGAAAUACAGAUGGACUUAUGUCACAGAAAAGAGAAAGGAAACCUAUAAGGAUUUAAAAAAGCGAUAUGAGGCUGCACAUGGACAGGUCAUGUCAAAAGAAAACAUCUUUGAAGAACUUGAAAAUGAGUUUCAGGUUGUUCAGUCAGGUGUGACCAGAGUAAUUCAAAGAUCUCAAAAGUCCUUGGAGCGACUGCAGGAAAUCGCCCUCAAGCCCAAUCCUCUGUCCACCCCUGACUACAUUGAUCUGAUGAUUGAGUCUGAGAAACAAGAAGCCAAGCCUGGGUUUAAAGAUCGCAUUCAGUCUUUGAUGGCUGUCAGGAAGAAGGCAGAGAUCAUCAGUAAGUUUUCCACAGGAGAAGUGCUUCCAGAGGAUUGGAAACAGUACAAACCUGCAACAAGAAAAAAAGCUUUCUAUGAUCCAAGAACCUGGUUCAGUUGGCCCAGUAAUCACUAAAGCAAUAAACCAAAACAUGUGGUUCUGUGGUAAGAUGCUCUGAAUGCAUUUUUUAUUAUACUUACACACACUUUAAUACUUUAAAAAUACUUUUAUGGUGUAGAUUCCUGUAUUAUUUAGCCUAUUUUUGUCAGUCUUUUUAUUGUCAUUUAGUAAUACAUACAAAGACUCCCAUCCCCACAGAACAAGCUUUCACUGCAUGUUAAAACAUAGUAAAUAAAAUAAAUAAAUAAAAUCCACAUAAAUAUACAUUUAUAUACAUACAUAUACACAUACAUACAUACACAUCAAAAUAAAUAAAUAAAUACAAAUAAAUUAGCAACUAAAUAAAUAAAAUCAGUGUGUGUUAACAGAGGGUAGGCUAAUAACAAAAAUUGAUCAAGACAUAAUUAACUUGGGAUCCAUGUUAUAUAUCCAAGUCAAGACCGGCUGCCAAGCAACAUUGAAUUUACAGCUAUUGCCUUUUACUGAGAAACAAAUUUUUUCCAGUGUCAAAUAGUGCGUAAGAUCUCUAAUCCAUUGUGCAAAGGUAGGUGGAUACUUAUCUUUCCAUUUUAUAAGUCUUCUUGCUAAAAGGGUGGCAAAGGCCAUCACACGUUUAGCACUGUUGUGUAGUCUAAUACCAUAUUUUGGCACUCCAAAAAAUUGAUUUCCAAAAGCCUGUAAAUUUUGAGCAUGACCAAAACACAUGCGAAAGACUGGCUUGUUCCAUUCUACACAUAUCACAUAUUGCAUCUACUUUUGAUGUGAAUUUGGCUGGCUUCACCUUAGACCAGUGCAAUCUAUAAACAAUUUUGAAUUGAAUGAUUUUGUCGCAUACAAAUUGAAGGAGAAUGUAUCCUAUGUAUAGCAUCUUGCCAAGACUCCUCUGUCAUUUGCACUUCAAGCUUAUCUUUCCAAUGUUUUUUCAGUGAGAUCAUAAAAACUUGAUUAUCUGAAUUCAGUACUGAAUAAACUGUUCCAAUAAUCUUCUCAGCAUAUGGUUUAAGUUCUAGUAUAGUUUCUAAAGUAGAUUUAGGUGGUGGUAAUGGAUAUGUUUUUGAGCAUGAUGACAAAAAACUGUGUAAUUGCCAAAUCCAUACAUUUAAAAUUAUGGAUUAUUUAAAAUUUAAAAUUAUUUAAAAUUAUACAUUUUUUAUACAAAUGGCCAAGAUGGCGCCGGUGUUUGUGGCUUGCCGUCUGCUUCUCAGUUUGUUUGUCUUCACUCUGUCUGCUGUUUUGUGUUCCUCUGCUACGAGCUUGCCAACUCUGUUACAGUACGAUCGUCAAACUUUGUUGGAGAUUAGAUCUUCGAUGGGAAAGUUAUAUACCGUUUUGCCGAGCGGAUUUGAUGCCCAUCUUCCUCCUGCUCGGUGUCAGUCGCCGUCCUGUUUCUGCCGGCUACCCUUUAUUCCUCGCUGGAAAAAUCGCCGAAGAAGACGCGGAACUCGUGGUGGCUUUUUGGUCAAGUUAAAGGCAAGUUUAUUUUCGCGGCAGUUGCCGUUUCAACGCUAUUCCUCUGAUGGAUUCUUUGAAGGGAAAGGAUUGCUCUAUAACUUUGCGCUCUAUGGAAAUACCAUAUCAAUGGAUUACUCCUGUGCUCCCUGCUACUUGCAGUGAUUCUCCCGCUGUCCCGUCUUCCUAAAUUUCGCUCACGGAGAGUGAAUUUGCAAAAUCUACGUUCCCUGCAGUACGAAUCGGGUGAGCAGAAACCAUUAGCAAAGUUAAAGUUUGCUCUGAUAAAUGUGCGGUCACUCGCAAGCAAAACUUUCAUUCUCAAGGAUUUUUUCGACACUCAGAACUUAGACAUCUUAUUUCUAACAGAGACCUGGUUAAAUACUGGUGACUUAAGUUCAUUCUCGGAGUUGCUACCAUCUAAGUGUGGUUUUUUGAACUCCCCGCGGGCCUCUGGUCGUGGAGGUGGUUUGGCAACUAUUUUUAAGAGCAGCUUGAACUGUCGGACUCUGAACACCACGUAUUAUGCUAGUUUUGAGCUGCUGUUGUUUCAGUUGAAUUCCUCAAUACUCUGUGCUGUGAUAUAUCGUCCUCCAAAAUUCAACAAGGAUUUUAUACAGGAUUUUACAGACUUCUUGGGCGAUAUGUGUUUAAAAUAUGACAAACUUUUAUUAGUGGGGGACUUCAAUGUGCAUGUCUGUUGUUCAUCAAAUCCACUGGCUAAAGACUUUUUGGAUUUAAUUGACUCUUUUAACUUUGUUCAACAUGUUCAGGGUCCUACCCAUGAAAAAGGCCACACCUUGGACUUAAUUUUAUCUCUGGGCCUGUCUGUUGGGGAUAUUGAAAUUCAAAAUGCAGUCUUUUCAGACCAUAUGUUUAUUUGUAGUAGCAUUUCUACAUCAUGUGUCACUCAGUCUAUUUAGUUCUCCAGGUCGUCAGUUUCGUCAUGUAACUCCAGCUACCACUGAGAGGUUUAAGACCUUAUUUUCUGCAUCAGACAUUUUUGCUACUCUUGAAGGCUUUUGUGAUGUUACUGCAGCCUUUGAUAAAUUUAAUUCUACAUGCUCCUCUAUCUUAAACUCCAUCGCCCCAUUAAGGGCUAAGAGUGCUAAGACCAAAUCUGAUCCUUGGUUAACUGAGCAUAUAUGUAAUUUAAGACGAGCUUGUAGGAGAGCAGAGCGUAGGUGGAAGAAGGAUAAGUUACAGGUGUCGUACACCAUUUUAAAGGAUGCCUUAGUUACCUAUCAGAAUGCUGUAAAAUCUGCUAAAAUGAAUUACUUUGAUGGGCUAAUCUCAAGAUAUCAUGGAAAUUCAAGAGUAUUGUUUAAUACAAUUAAUUCUGUACUUAAUCCUUCUGCCACUGGUUCUGCUCUUCCUGCUACAGCGUGUGAUGACUUGUUGAAUUUCUUUGUUCAGAAAGUUACUGAUAUUAGAAUGCAGAUUGUGCCUGUUUCUUUUAAUUCUUUAUCUAUCUCUUGCCCAUCAGUAAUAUUUAAUCAAUUUUCUCCUCUUUCACUUCAGUCGUUAUCAAAGAUAAUUGGCCAGUUGAAAUCUACAAAUUGUUGUCAUGAUG